CCGUUUAUCAAUACCGUGUAAUUUCUUAAGGGGUUUGUGGGGUUGUUCUAAAAUAUUAAUUGAAUUGUUAAAUUAAACAACUUUACUCCUUGGGAAAAUAAAAUGUUCAUUGUUGCAAUAACGGGUGGAAUUGCAUCUGGCAAAAGCACUGUCAGCCAUGUGUUUGAAAGUAAUGGAAUUCCUGUAAUAGAUGCUGAUAAGAUCGCAAGGCAAAUUGUAGAACCUGGCACACCUUGUUGGCAUAAAAUUAGGGAAGAGUUCGGAGAUGAAGUCUUGUUGCCCACAAAGGAAAUUAAUCGAGUGGCACUUGGAAAAGCCAUAUUUAACGAUAAGGAAUUACGAGGAAAACUGAACAAAAUAACACAUCCUGUUAUACACCGUACAAUUUUUAAAGAAGUAUUUAAAAACUUUAUGAGUGGUAAAGCUUGGAUUGUUUUGGAUUUACCUCUAUUGUUUGAAACUGGAAUUUUAAUGGAUUUCAUUCACAAAAUAAUAUGUGUAACUUGCGAUUCCGACAAACAGCUUCAGCGGCUAAUUGAGCGUAAUGAAUUGUCAGAGGAUGAUGCCAAGAAACGCAUUGAGUCGCAGAUGCCAUUGGAACAAAAGUGUGAAAAGUCCCAUUUUGUUAUAGAUAAUAACGGUUCCAAAGAGGAUACCGAAGCAGCUGCUUUACGCAUAUGCAAUAUGAUGAAGGAAAGUAAGCAACAUUGGCGCAACCGAUUAAGCCUCUUGGGAUUUAUAUGUGCAAUACUCUUUGUUUUAUAUUAUCUGAAUAAGAUUUUUAAUGUAUUCCCCAGCUUAGGUGGUGCUUCAAGAAGUUAAAGAAACUAGUUAAAUGUUGUUUAAAAAAAAUCAUUGCUUAAGAAACUUGCUAUGGUAUUAUAAAGUAGACUAUUCCUUGAUUAAUAAAUUAUAUUUUCUAUCAAUCGCUAUAUGCCAUUGCUAUAAAUAAUGAUCCAUA
Stomoxys calcitrans (stable fly) is the source of this 961-nucleotide messenger RNA. It is a transcript of the gene Dpck, whose product is annotated as dephospho-CoA kinase. The transcript is spliced from 3 exons. Lineage: Eukaryota; Metazoa; Arthropoda; Insecta; Diptera; Muscidae. Gene Ontology annotation, molecular function: ATP binding; dephospho-CoA kinase activity. The record is from RefSeq and is a predicted model, not a curated record. The coding region runs from base 103 to 822 and encodes 239 amino acids. Gene Ontology annotation, biological process: coenzyme A biosynthetic process.